Messenger RNA from Nannospalax galili (Upper Galilee mountains blind mole rat), 4923 nucleotides. RefSeq names its product lysyl oxidase like 4 (gene Loxl4). Gene Ontology annotation, cellular component: membrane. Gene Ontology annotation, molecular function: copper ion binding; protein-lysine 6-oxidase activity. Bases 172 to 2451 code for a protein of 759 amino acids. The record is from RefSeq and is a predicted model, not a curated record. Gene Ontology annotation, biological process: peptidyl-lysine oxidation. NCBI's taxonomy places the organism in Eukaryota, Metazoa, Chordata, Mammalia, Rodentia, Spalacidae. The transcript has 15 exons.
CGGCGCGCCCGGGGCGGGGCCUACGACCUCCCCGGGGAAGGCCGAGGCUGGGGGCGGACGGCAGGCGGAUAAAAGGCCCCCUGGGUGCCCGGGAGUCCCGUUAGCACAACUCCGCCGAGGAGCCUGGCCCAGCCUCGACCGCCUGAUCCAGCUGGUGCCCUUGAAGUCUCCAUGAUGUGGUCCCCACCAGCCACCAUCUCCUUGUUCCUGCUGCUGCUGCUGCUAGGCCAGGCCCCCUUCAGCAGGCCACAGUCACCAGGUGCUAAGAAGCUCCGGCUGGUGGGCCCAGCAAACAGGCCAGAGGAGGGCCGCCUGGAGGUGCUGCACCAGGGCCAGUGGGGCACUGUGUGUGAUGAUGACUUUGCUCUCCAGGAGGCCACAGUGGCUUGCCGACAGCUGGGCUUUGAAUCAGCCUUGACCUGGGCACACAGUGCCAAGUAUGGCCAAGGAGAGGGCCCCAUUUGGCUGGACAAUGUGCAUUGUUUGGGCACUGAAAGCACCCUAGACCAGUGCGGAUCUAAUGGCUGGGGUAUCAGUGACUGCAGACACUCAGAAGACGUUGGAGUGGUGUGCCAUCCACAGCGCCAGCAUGGCUACCACUCUGAGAAGGUCUCCAAUGCCCUGGGACCCCAGGGCCGGCGGCUGGAAGAGGUACGGCUCAAGCCCAUCCUCGCCAGUGCCAAGAGGCACAGCCCAGUGACUGAAGGGGCUGUGGAGGUGCGGUACGAGGGCCACUGGCGGCAGGUGUGUGACCAGGGCUGGACCAUGAACAACAGCAGGGUUGUGUGCGGGAUGCUGGGCUUUCCCAGCCAGGUGCCUGUCAACGACCACUACUACAGGAAAGUCUGGAACCUGAAGAUGAAGGAUCCCAAGUCUAGGCUGAACAGCCUGACAAAUAAGAAUUCCUUCUGGAUUCAUCGGGUCGACUGUCUGGGGACAGAGCCCCACUUGGCCAAGUGUCAGGUGCAGGUGGCUCCAGGACGGGGCAAGCUGCGGCCAGCCUGCCCAGGUGGCAUGCACGCUGUGGUUAGCUGUGUGGCAGGGCCCCAUUUUCAUCCACAGAAGCCAAAGCCCCGGCGCAAGGAAUCCUGGGCAGAGCAGGAACUGAAGGUACGCCUUCGCUCUGGGGCUCAGGUGGGCGAGGGCCGUGUGGAAGUGCUUGUGAACCGCCAGUGGGGCACAGUCUGUGACCACAGGUGGAACCUCAUCUCAGCUAGCGUCGUGUGUCGUCAGCUUGGCUUUGGCUCUGCGAAAGAAGCCCUCUUUGGGGCCCAGCUGGGCCAAGGGCUAGGGCCCAUUCACCUAAGUGAGGUGCGUUGCAGGGGAUAUGAGCGGACCCUCAGUGACUGCCUCGCUCUGGAAGGGUCCCAGAAUGGUUGUCAACAUUCGAAUGAUGCUGCAGUCAGGUGCAACAUUCCUGAUAUGGGCUUCCAAAAUCAGGUACGCCUAGCUGGUGGGCGCAACCCCGAAGAGGGUGUGGUAGAAGUGCAGGUGGAGGUGAAUGGGGUCCCACGAUGGGGGACUGUGUGCAGUGACCACUGGGGGCUCACUGAAGCCAUGGUGACCUGCCGACAACUUGGCCUGGGUUUUGCCAACUUCGCCAUCAAGGAUACCUGGUACUGGCAGGCGACACCUGAGGCCAAAGAAGUGGUGAUGAGUGGGGUGCGCUGCUCAGGCACAGAGCUGGCCCUACAGCAGUGUCAGAGGCACGGGCCUGUGCACUGCUCCCACAGCCCAGGGCGCUUCUCAGCUGGAGUUGCCUGCAUGAACAGUGCUCCAGACCUUGUGAUGAAUGCCCAGCUGGUGCAGGAGACGGCCUACCUGGAGGACCGCCCACUCAGCCUGCUGUAUUGUGCCCAUGAGGAGAACUGCCUCUCACAGUCUGCUGACCAUAUGGACUGGCCUUAUGGACACCGGCGCUUGCUGCGCUUCUCCUCACAGAUCUACAACCUGGGUCGGGCUGACUUUCGUCCCAAGGCUGGACGCCACAGCUGGAUUUGGCACCAGUGCCACAGACACUACCACAGCAUCGAGGUCUUCACUCAUUAUGACCUGCUCACACUCAAUGGCUCCAAAGUGGCUGAGGGGCACAAGGCCAGCUUCUGUCUAGAAGACACAAACUGCCCAACAGGACUGCAACGGCGCUAUGCGUGUGCCAACUUUGGGGAACAGGGAGUAACUGUAGGCUGCUGGGACACCUACAGACAUGACAUUGAUUGCCAGUGGGUGGAUAUCACAGAUGUGAGCCCAGGGGACUAUAUCUUCCAGGUGGUUGUCAAUCCCACAAACGAUGUGGCAGAAUCAGAUUUCUCCAACAACAUGGUGCGCUGCCGCUGCAAGUAUGAUGGGCAGCGGGUCUGGCUGCACAACUGCCACACAGGUGAUUCAUACCGAGCCAAUGCAGAGCUCUCCUUGGAGCAGGAACAGCGACUCAGGAACAACCUGAUCUGAAGUCAUCACUGCACAUUCACAGCUCUGCUAACACACCAGAUACCUCAGCUUUUUGGAGCCAGCCAUUCACAGAGCCCUGACUCACAGGAAAAGGGGCCAGUGACAAGGAGCACCAAGAACCUGCUCAGGAAGUCUUCUGAUGGCCAGAUUACCCGCCCCCAGGAUGGUAGUGCUCUCUCAGGAUGGCUCUGGACCUCUUCCAAGCGCCUGUGGCUCUGGUCAGCUAAGCCUUCUCUUCUAUAAGGAGACUCAAUCUUUCCUGAAACUUACCAGAGUUCCCAGCUUCAGGAGCUCUUAGUUUCUGAGGGAUGAGCUGUGGCGCAAAGCAUCUAAGUGGUGCUUUACAAAUGUCUUGGAGGAACAGAGGACAGAGAACCAAAGUACACAAGAAGUGGAGUCAAUUCUCUGCCAUAAGCUCAAUGCGAAAUAACUGUCUAAGUCACACCUGGCAGAGACAUUGGUGAAUUCAGUCCCUCUCUAUCCUCUCAAUGUCUUUACCUUUAGCCAAUGUACAUAGGGGUGUUUCUAAUACCCCUAUAACUCAGGCCUCUAGCGUCCCACCAUCUCCUGAUGGGUCAAAAACCCCAGUUACUUGGGCUUGAGGAGGGACAAGUUUCACAGAAGUGCCUAGGCAGGGCCUUUCCUGUAAAGCAGCAAGAGAUCAAGAAGACUGCUGAGAUUCCAUAAACCCAGCCUCACUCAGGUCCUCUGCCAAGGGAAAAAAAUGUGUCCUAUACCUGGCAGGCAAUCCAGUCUUAGGAUUACCACACAUCUCAGGAUCACCCCAAAUUGCAGGUAUAAACCAAGUCAAUUUUGCCUUAAAUAAAUUUUUUUCAAUUGGAAAGAACAUCUACUCCCUGUAGGAAUACAAAGACAGGUCUGGUAGAGUAAGGGACAACAGACUAGAGAGACCAGAAGGAAGAACAUUAAUUUAGUUAAGGACUGAACUGGGGAAAGGCACCAUUCCUGCUGGAGGUGGCUGCCUAUGCUCUUGCUCAGGUGGUCUUGACCUUUUCUCCACUGACAUACACAGAGAUGAUCCUUAGAGGUCUGAUGCCCUAAUGCCAAUAAAGGUUGCUCAUUAUGGACUGCUACAAAGUCAAGACCAGCAGCGAUUGUGUACAGUUUCCAGCGCACUACAGUUUCUGCCUUCCCAGAGCUGGGAAGAAGAUGCACAGGAACACAGACUACUCAUGACAGUCCCUCCUGUCCCCUGUCCCCAUCACCACCCGCCUCCCGUAUGUAACACUAGUCAGAUAUUGACCUACAGUCUAGUCUGCUUCUCAGUUCCCCUCCCCAGGCUCAACACUGAAACAAGGGCCAGAAAGGUUAAGGGGUAAAGGAAGGAGAAGGUACAGUCCAAAGACUAUAAACUUUUAUACUAGAGGCUGUAAAACCUUAAAGGAAUGAUAGACCAAGCAAAUUUACAAUACUCUCCUUCCCGUGAUACAAGAGCUACCUGGACAGGGAACCAAAAGGGACAUGUUUUGGGGUACCCUCUGUGAAUACAAAGAAGUGCUUUCUUCCUUCCUUCCUCUCCUCCACCCCUCGUCUCCUUCAUUGGGCACGGGGAACCUAUUUUGGCAUGGCAGUUUAGGUAAACAAGGACUGAUUUCCUUUUGGAUCCAGCACACAUCUUACAAACAGUAACAGCAUUUAUACUCACACAUGCAGCUAGUGGUCUGUGAAAGAAUGUGCAGCUAGCUUGGGGGUGUUGGGGGGAGAUGGUGACUAAUGACUAGAUUUGAGCAGAAAGGUUACCCUGCGCUUCUCGAUGGAUCUAGUUUCCAAGAGGCCAGAAAAAAGCAGGCCAGGCAGCCAGCCACCAGCUCUGGUCUCAGUCAUGCUGCCCACAUCACAAGUUUGAUAGAUGCUGCCAGUUCCAAUUCCUGGAAAAAACCAUACAAGGGCUGUGCUGUUAUACUUCUGAGUUGAAAGGAAAAGACACGGGAAGACUGGUGGCUGGCAUGAGUUAUAACUAGAUGAGGAAUGUUAACAGAAUACCAACCACCAAAUUCCAGACAGAACCAAAAACCUCAGAAGACUUUCACCUUGGCACACUUUGGCCCCAGAGAAACUGAGUGCUCAGAACCUCAGCUUACUCUGCAGAAGCUAGCCAAUGUAAUUCUACAAAGGCUGUCAUGCUAUGAAGAGCAAACUAGAAUUCAAAUCUAGGUAACCCUGGGAUCUCAGUGUUCAACAUACAUAAGACACAGAUGCACAGCAGAGUACAAGAGACGUCUUCCCAAAUAUCUAACAUUUUCUCUCACAAUAGCCAUACUGUUCAAACAUACCUACUCAUCUUAAAAAGGUCUGUCUGUUCCAUGAGACAGUGGCAGCUCUAAGGUGUUCUCCAGUUACUCCUCUUAAAAAGGCAUAGUUCAGACAUAAACAAGCAACUGAUUCCCAAGCUCGAGGCAUGGCCAGGACUUCUUACCUUCAGCCAGUAGCAACCCCCAGCUACUAGAAUAA